AGCGAGAGGCGGCGGAGCCCCUUUUGCUGCCUUUGCUUUGCGCCUUCAGCUCGCGGGGGCCGCCGGCGAGGCGCGCACCUUGGACGCGGUGCCCUUCAGCUUUCCCCCCCGCCGCCCUUGCGCCUCCUCCGGACCAGCAUGGAAAGCACCCCGCUGGCAGCCGAGUUCAACAUCCUCCUGGCCACCGACUCCUACAAGGUGACACAUUACAAACAGUAUCCUCCCAACACAACUAAAGUUUAUUCAUACUUUGAAUGUCGUGAAAAGAAGACGGAGAACUCCAAAUUUAGGAAGGUCAAAUACGAGGAAACGGUUUUUUACGGAUUGCAGUACAUACUUAAUAAAUACUUACAAGGCAGAGUGGUAACCAAAGAGAAAAUACAGGCAGCCAAAGAAGUAUACAGGGAACAUUUUCAAGACGAUGUCUUCAAUGAAACAGGAUGGACCUAUAUUCUUGAGAAGUAUGAUGGCCGUCUUCCUAUUGAAAUAAAGGCUGUUCCCGAGGGAUUUGUCAUUCCCAGAGGAAAUGUACUUUUCACAGUUGAAAACACGGAUCCAAACUGUUACUGGCUCACAAACUGGAUUGAGGUUUUGGAAAUUUUAGGAAAGAAGUUCCCCAUUUCAGAGAAUUCAAAAGGUUAUAAAGUGUUGCCACCUUACCUCAGAAUUAUUCAAGGAGACGGUGUGGAUAUCAACACAUUGCAAGAGACGGCCGGAAUCGGAGCAUCGGCACAUUUGGUGAACUUCAAAGGCACGGAUACCGUAGCCGGAAUUGCUUUGAUUAAGAAGUAUUAUGGCACAAAAGACCCCGUUCCAGGUUAUUCCAUUCCGGCUGCUGAACACAGUUACCCUUAUCAGGAUUUCCUUCACACGGUGUUUAAAAACGGCGUAGUAACGAAGAAGUACUCCUUCGACGAAAUCAGACAAAAUGCCAAGUUGAAGACAAAUGAAUUUUCCGCGGCGUCUCACUAAAGUUUCAUUCCAUGUUGGUAUAUGUGCAACAAUUAUGUACUGAUAAUUGGUUUCUUGUAGAGAUCUGUGUGUUUGUAUUUGCCACCUCCUAGCCAAAUUAUUUGUUGGUUUAUGGACAUCAAUGCCCUAUUAUGUUUUUCCUUUUAAUUUUUGGCCAGUCUAAAAUUGAAAUAUUUACAGCCGGAAACCUUGUAAUUCUAGAGCCCUUUGCUAGUCGUGAAUCAAUCCAGUCCGGAUCUCAAUGAGAACAGUGAUGAGAUGUUUUAUAAAUAAAUGAAUAUAUCUAUAUAUAUCUAUAGAUAUAGAUAUAUAUAGAUAUAUAGAUAUAUAUAGUAGCAUAUCGCAAAAGAAAAUUUACCGAAUAAUAUCAUCGCUUUAUGUUUAUAAUUAACUUGUAUUUUUGUACAAAACGGAGAUUGUGUAAAAUAUAUUUAAAAAGUUUCAAUAUUUCCGUCUUUCCAACUUUUUCGUGAUUUUUACGAGCACAGACUUUCAAGGAAAUAACCGGGGUGGGAUGGGGAAGAAAAUUCACUGCCUUCUUUUUUUUGUCCAUUGAUCAGCAAAUAAAACAUGGCCUUAAGUUUUAUCGUGAAAAAUUGUCCUGUUUGGAAGUUUUAAUCAGGAUAACUCGCUCACAACUCCGGGGGGGGAAAGCCCACUCUCAGUUGUUCUGUCAUUAAAAGUCCGAUUUUUUGUGUGCAUCCACCCAAUUUAUGCAACCACCGAAAUGGUCUGAUACAUGACUUCUAUAAAUGCAAAACUUUAUUUAAGGAGGAGGAGAUAAAAUAUUCACAGGAUGCCAAAUAAUGAGUAAUUUAUUGUUGAAAAAAAAAUUGCCAAGUUUGUCUCUCUCUCUUCAACAGGGAGCCUGCAGUCCUGAAUUUGGUGUAAAAUCCCAUUUGAAAUUUAAUGGGAUUUAUUUUCAACUGACUAAAGUCAAGAAAUUUCCUUCCAACCCCAGACAAGGGAUGUGUGACAUUCGGUUUAGGGACAGGUGUGCAAACGGUGAUAUUAAUUCUGAUUUUUUUUUCCCCCAUACAUGGUUACAAACGACAAAACGAAAAUACUGGAUUGAAUAGUGCACUUUUUAAUUAUUAUUUUUUUGUAUUUUGGUCUUGAGUUUUGCGCGCUUUCUCUCUCUCUCUCUUUUAUCCUCUUUGUCAGACUGGAUGUUAAAUUGUAUAGAUGUCUUAAAUAUAUAUUUUUUUUGUUAAAUAAUUCUAAUAAAACAUGGUUCUAGCCAAAUUGUUUUUACACUGCUAGCUUUCACUAAAAAAAAAAAAAAGAGAGAACAUCAGGUAGAGGUUUAAGCAUUUUUUUUAAAAAAAAAAACUUUAAACGCAAUGAAUCAGAUUUUCUUUUUCAUGACUGCACUUGAAUAAUUUUCUACGGAUGCUCUGAAUCGCUGANUU
Molecule: messenger RNA, 2384 nt
Organism: Thamnophis sirtalis
Lineage: Eukaryota; Metazoa; Chordata; Lepidosauria; Squamata; Natricidae
Source: RefSeq, a predicted model, not a curated record